Babesia bigemina is the source of this 444-nucleotide messenger RNA. Its product is annotated as ribosomal protein L15, putative. The record is from RefSeq and is a predicted model, not a curated record. Gene Ontology annotation, molecular function: structural constituent of ribosome. Gene Ontology annotation, biological process: translation. The coding region runs from base 1 to 444 and encodes 147 amino acids. Gene Ontology annotation, cellular component: ribosome; cytosolic large ribosomal subunit. NCBI's taxonomy places the organism in Eukaryota, Apicomplexa, Aconoidasida, Piroplasmida, Babesiidae. The transcript has 2 exons.
AUGACGACCAGGUUCAAGAACUGCCGCAAACUCAGGGGCCACGUGUCCCAUGGUCACGGAAGGGUUGGCAAGCAUCGUAAGCACCCCGGUGGUCGUGGUAAGGCCGGUGGUCAGAGCCACCACCGUAUUCUUUUCGACAAGUUCCACCCUGGUUACUUCGGAAAGGUCGGUAUGAGGUACUUCCACAAGAUCAAGAACCGCUUCUACUGCAAGACCGUCAACGUCGAGAACCUCUGGUCCAUGGUCCCCAAGGAGGACGUUGAGGCCGUCGCCCAGGAGCCCGGAAAGGCCCCGGUGCUCGACCUCGUGCAGAGGGGGUACUUCAAGGUCCUGGGAACCGGAAAGAUGCCCCAGAAGCCGCUCGUUGUCAAGGCCAGGUUCUUCAGCAAGCUCGCUGAGAGGAAGAUCAAGGCUGCCGGAGGAGCAUGCGUCCUCGUGGCUUAA